This is a messenger RNA of Kickxella alabastrina, 474 nucleotides long. RefSeq lists its product as uncharacterized. The record is from RefSeq and is a predicted model, not a curated record. The transcript is spliced from 2 exons. Lineage: Eukaryota; Fungi; Kickxellomycota; Kickxellomycetes; Kickxellales; Kickxellaceae. The coding region runs from base 1 to 474 and encodes 157 amino acids.
AUGUCUUCAGUCGCUGUGCUCACUACUUCUUCCGUUUUAAUGGUAGUUGUCAUCUUAGCUGUUGUAAAUGCUUCUGUCACUGUUGUUGUUGUCACAGACACGUCUGGUAUAUAUAUUGCUGUGCUUGUCAUUGUGCCUGUGGUUGUAGUAUCAAAGGGUUUUCCGGGCACUGUAGUUGUUAUGGUCACGAGAAAUACAGAGCUGGUUGUCUCUGUAACCACUGAGACUGUCUCUGUUAAUCUGGUUCCGUCUACUGUGGUUGGAGCCCAUGUUAUUGUUAUCGACAUGCCUGUAACAGUUGAUGUGGCUAUAAACGUGGCUAUUAAUGUUGAUGUAGACGUAGAUGUGGUUGUGGAUGUCAACGUAGUCAUAGUUGUAGUAGUAGCCGUAGUUGUAGUUGUAAUUUUGUCAGGACCAUCUGCUGCUAAUUGCCUAGCCACUAGCGCAUUGCUUGGCAAUUAUGUCCAUGUGUGA